AUGUUGAGAAACUACUCAGUCAGGACAUCGUCAGCAGCAGUCCGUCGACUCCAACGACCCCCAUCCAGGCUACUUGGCGCACAGCAGCCACUCAGUACCAUCACAUCAUCAGCCCAGAGGACGAAGGAGGAUGGAGAAUAUCGACUCGGCUCACGGCAUUGCCAACCUCGCCUGCUAUCAGCCAGAUCUUAUUCCGCUACGGUCACUGCAACCAAAAAAUCACCGGCGCCAACACAGGACCAACAGCAAGAAACUCAAGGACCCUUGACAGCAGUAGAUAUUAAGAGGCUGUCAACAAUGCGGAACGUAGGAAUCUCAGCACACAUCGACUCAGGAAAGACAACACUAACCGAACGAGUGCUAUACUACACCGGAAGGAUCAAAUCAAUCCACGAAGUCAGAGGAAGAGAUCAAGUGGGGGCCAAGAUGGACCAUAUGGAACUCGAGCGAGAGAAGGGGAUCACCAUCCAAUCCGCGGCUACCUUCUGCGAUUGGAAAGUUAACGAGACGCCGGCCCGAUCGGUUGGAAGCAGCCACGCGAUCAACAUCAUCGACACCCCCGGACACGUCGACUUUACGAUCGAGGUCGAGCGCGCAUUGAGGGUCCUCGACGGUGCCGUCCUCGUCCUCUGUGCCGUCUCCGGCGUCCAGAGCCAGACGAUCACCGUCGACCGACAGAUGAGACGAUAUAAUGUACCCAGGGUAUGCUUCAUCAACAAAAUGGACCGACAGGGCUCGAACCCAUGGAGGGUGAUCGACCAGCUCAAAACCAAACUCAAGCUGAACUGUGCCGCCGUCCAGUAUCCAAUCGGAUCAGAAGACGCCUACGAAGGUGUGGUCGACUUGGUCCGGCUCAAGACGAUCCGACACCAGGGUGAUAAAGGUGUCGAGAUCGUCGAAUCAGAGGAGAUCCCUAGCGAGAUCAUGGCUCAAGUCACUCAGAAACGACAGCAACUCAUCGAAACCUUGGCCGAUGUUGACGAUACCCUUGCCGAUCUAUUCCUAGAAGAGAAAGAGAUCACCAACAGUGAUAUCGCAGAUGCCAUCCGACGGGCGACCAUCGACCUCAAAUUCACACCGGUCUUCAUGGGUACCGCUCUAGCCAACAAGGGCGUCCAACCAUUACUGGACGGAGUUUGUAACUACCUACCCAAUCCGUCCCAAGUACCCUCGAUGGCACUCGAUGUCUCGACUAGCACGACCGAUCCUACAUCAGUCGAAAUCCAUCCGACCGCCACUGCUCCGCUUGUCGGUCUAGCCUUCAAGCUAGAGGAAGGUCGGUUCGGUCAAUUGACAUAUUUGCGAGUCUACCAAGGUACUCUGAAACGCGGAAAUCAGAUCGUUAACGUUCGAACGGGUAAACGAGUCAAAGUGCCCAGACUGGUUCGGAUGCAUAGUGAUGAAAUGGAAGACGUUGAUGAGAUCAAGGCCGGUGAAAUCUGCGCUAUGUUUGGCGUUGAAUGCUCGUCUGGUGAUACUUUUACGGACGGAUCAGUUCAACUCUCAAUGACGUCCAUGUUUGUACCCGAACCAGUGAUUUCACUCUCGAUUCGUCCUAAAGGACAGGAAACACCACAUUUCUCACGAGCCCUCCAGCGUUUUCAAAAAGAAGAUCCGACGUUCAGAGUCCAUGUCGAUUCUGAGUCAUCAGAGACGAUCAUCAGUGGGAUGGGCGAAUUACACUUGGAUAUCUAUGUGGAACGAAUCAAGCGUGAGUAUGGAGUUGAAGUAGUGACUGGAAAACCAAGGGUAGCAUUCAAGGAGACGAUCACCAGCGAAAGCUCGUUCAAUUAUGUGCACAAGAAACAGACUGGAGGGGCCGGACAAUAUGCGAAAGUGGUUGGGCGGAUUUUACCGAUGGAGCGGGACGAGGAGACGGGAGAGGAGACGAUGUAUGAAAGCCGGAUCACCGGUGGGACGAUUCCGGCCUCGUUCAUCCCGGCGGUCGAGAAGGGCUUCAACGACGCCCUGCAGCGCGGAAUCCUGACGGGCAAUCGAGUAACCGGCUGUCACUUUAUACUCGAGGAUGGCGCCCACCACAUCGUCGACUCCUCCGAACUCGCCUUCAGACUCGCCGCCCAGGGCGCAUUCAGAGAGGCUUUCAAAACCGCUAACCCCGUCAUCCUCGAGCCUAUCAUGAAGGUCGAAAUCACCGUUCCUAUCGAGUUUCAAGGUAACGUCAUCGGCGCGAUCAAUCAGCGUAGAGGUACCAUCAUCGACACUGAUGUAGGCGUGGAUGAAGUCGUCUUGGUCGCCGAAGUCUCAUUAAACGAGAUGUUUGGAUAUGCUUCCCAACUGCGUGGAAUGACUCAAGGCAAGGGUGAAUUCACGAUGGAAUACUUGAAACAUUCUCCUGUCUUGCCCAACAUCCAAAAAGACAUGAUCGACCAAUACAAAAACUUCCGGUCUUAG
Molecule: messenger RNA, 2412 nt
Organism: Puccinia triticina
Lineage: Eukaryota; Fungi; Basidiomycota; Pucciniomycetes; Pucciniales; Pucciniaceae
Exons: 3
Coding region: 1-2412 (803 amino acids)
Biological process (GO): mitochondrial translational elongation
Cellular component (GO): mitochondrion
Molecular function (GO): GTP binding; translation elongation factor activity; GTPase activity
Source: RefSeq, a predicted model, not a curated record